This is a messenger RNA of Malaclemys terrapin pileata, 2680 nucleotides long. RefSeq names its product cytochrome P450 2K1-like. The record is from RefSeq and is a predicted model, not a curated record. The transcript is spliced from 17 exons. Bases 528 to 2480 code for a protein of 650 amino acids. Gene Ontology annotation, cellular component: cytoplasm; mitochondrion. Gene Ontology annotation, molecular function: heme binding; oxidoreductase activity, acting on paired donors, with incorporation or reduction of molecular oxygen, reduced flavin or flavoprotein as one donor, and incorporation of one atom of oxygen; iron ion binding. Gene Ontology annotation, biological process: xenobiotic metabolic process. Lineage: Eukaryota; Metazoa; Chordata; Testudines; Emydidae.
UGGGGAGGCAGAGAGGCGCAGUGAGCAGCCAUCAGGGUGACUGACAGAGAGGGGCAGUAAGCAGCCAAGCAAGGCGGCUGGUGGAGAGAGGUGGCGGCUACUGAUCCAUGAAAGGACCUUCCCUCUUAUCCCAUGACUGCAUACUUUGCUUAAGAGCAUUUGGUGAGAGACCUUGUCAAAGGCUUUGUGAAAGUUCAAGUACACUAUAUCCACCGGAUCAUCCUUGUCCACACAUUUGUUUGCCCCCUCAAAUAAUUCUAAUACACUGGCAAGAAAUCAUCGCUGAAAACCCAGACAGAGAUAACUUGAAGUGAAUGGAAGCAGCACGUUCAUAGCUUCAUCACUGAGUUCUUCAUCCUCUUCUUUAACAGAAAUCUAGAAUUCCUGGUAUUUUAGAUAUGAAACUUGGUCUUCAGCAUGGUGAUCACUUGACAAUUCUAUGAGAUGUUGUUGAGCCAUACUUAAGGUUGGAAUGGUGUUAACUGUUAUCAAGAAUCUAAUAGGACAUUGCUAGAUGCUUUGGGAAGAUGCUGGUGCUGAAGUGUUCCACGAAACUGCAGAUGCUGGAGAAAAUGUUAAUGCAGAACUUCCCCGAAUCACGCAAGGUUUAUGGAGCAGUGCUGAAUAUCAACAGAGGCAAUCCCUUCAGGAUGGAAGUGGUGGUGGAUUCGUGGCCAGAUUUCAAAGUUGUCAUUACCAGGCGGCAGAUGGAGAAUGAGAUGGACGACCUUGACCAUUACACCAAUGCCUAUGCAGUUUUCUACAAGGAUCUACAGGCUUACCAGGAGCUACUGGCCAACACAGAUACCAUCAACUGGGAACAGAUCUUUCAGAUACAAGGGCUCCAGGAUGGAUUAUAUGAAGUAUCCAACGCUGUUGCUAUGUCUAAACAAGUCGAUGUGAAACUAUCCUCUUUCCAGAUGUUUAUCCUCCCAGACCCUGACAUGCUGCCAGACGUCAGAACUCAGAUGGAUCCUGCACCGAGACUGGCUUACCUUGAUGUCUCUCAUGCCAGUCUGCUGAAUGAAACCUGGUCAUGGGGAGGCAACGAGCAAUGCCAGAGGGGCUGGAAUAAGAGAGCCUGCCUGAAUUCCCCUCCAGGACCACGACCUUUACCCAUCCUUGGAAAUCUCCACCAGCUGAACCUGAAGAGACCUUACCGAACUUUGCUUGAGCUGUCUGAGAAAUAUGGCCCAGUCUUCAGCAUUCAGAUGGGACCCAAGAAUAUGGUGGUGCUGUCGGGAUACAAGAUGGUGAAGGAGGCUCUUGUGAACCAGACAGAUGCAUUUGCAGAAAGGCCUAAAAUCCCAAUAUUUGAAAAAUUUGCAAGAGGAAAUGGUAUUAUUUUUGCUCAUGGUGAAAACUGGAAAGUGAUGAGAAGAUUCACUCUCACGACCUUACGGGAUUUUGGUAUGGGCAAGAGGACCAUUGAGAACAAAAUCCUAGAAGAAUGCGAUUAUCUGAUAAAGGAUUUUGAAUCCCACAAAGGAAGCGCCUUUGACACCAUGAAGAUGAUGAAUGCUGCCGUGUCCAAUGUCAUUGUGUCGAUAAUGCUCGGACACCGGUUUGAUUAUGAGGAUCCAAAGUUUCUCAGGCUUAUCCAUUUAAUUAACGAAAGUGUCCGGCUUUCUGGGAGUCCCAUGGUUACGCUGUUCAAUAUGUUUCCCGCCCUUGGGUUCCUACCAGGAAAUCACAAGACUAUCUUUAAUAAUCUGGAAGAACUGUACUCCUUUACUGAGCAGACUUUCAUCAAACAUCUGAAGCAAUUAGAUCCCAAUGACCAGAGAAGUUUCAUUGAUGCCUUUCUCAUCAGGCAGCAGGAGGAAAAAUCUAAUCCCAAUACCCAUUUCAAAAAUGAGAAUUUGCAAAGCCUUGUGAGUAAUCUGUUCACAGCUGGGAUGGAAACAACUUCCACCACACUCCGCUGGGGCCUUUUGCUUAUGAUGAAAUACCCAGCCAUUCAGAAAAAAGUCCAUGAAGAGGUUGAAAGAGUUAUAGGAUCUGCCCAGCUCCGUUAUGAACAUCGGACACAAAUGCCGUAUACGGACGCAGUUAUCCAUGAAAUUCAGAGGUUUGCUAAUAUCCUGCCAAUGAGCUUGCCUCAUGAGACUACUGAGGAUGUCAGACUUAAUGGCUAUGUUAUUCCUAAAGGUACUUAUAUCAUCCCCUUACUGGCCUCUGUGUUGUAUGACAAGACUCAGUGGGAGAAGCCUGGAGAAUUCUAUCCUCAGCAUUUCCUCAGCACAGAUGGAAAGUUUGUGAAGAAUGAGGCAUUCAUGCCUUUUUCAGCAGGUCGGAGGAUCUGUGCAGGCGAGACUCUUGCCAAAAUGGAGCUCUUCCUCUUCUUUACAAGCCUCCUGCAGAGGUUCACUUUCCAUCCUCCUCCUGGAGUUACCAGCUCAGACCUGGACCUCACCCCGGCGGUUGGGUUUACCACGCCCCCAAUGCCCCAUAAGAUCUGUGCUGUGCCAUGCAGAUAAACUACCGCUUCUUGCGAAAGUCACACAGAUUCAACCUCACUUCAUCCUACUGCUUAUCCCUCCCAGAUACAGCCAGCUACAUGGGACCUAUCUUUAUUUGCAGUACCUAUAGAUAUCUUAACAGUAUUAUACUCUAUGCCUUGGAGACCACUGUAACCUGCUAAUUUCUACCAGAAAACAAUAAAACAUAUAUAACUCUU